This is a messenger RNA of Rhodamnia argentea, 800 nucleotides long. RefSeq names its product heme-binding protein 2-like. Lineage: Eukaryota; Viridiplantae; Streptophyta; Magnoliopsida; Myrtales; Myrtaceae. The record is from RefSeq and is a predicted model, not a curated record. Bases 40 to 672 code for a protein of 210 amino acids. The transcript has 2 exons.
CCAAGCAAAGGCGCUAUCGCAACUCGCACUAAAACAACAAUGAAAAGAUCGUCAAGCAUGUUGAUAUUGUUCUUGUUUUUACUGAUAAUAAUCCCUUGUGAUCAUGCAAUCGAAUCGCCUCAAUACACGGUGGCGUUGUUGGCCACUGAUUUUGAGAUCAGACACUACAGAAAUUCCACCUGGAUGUCUGCUGCUCUCCAAGGAACCUCCUUCGAGAAGUCCACACAAGAAGGCUUUCACAGGCUGUACCGAUUCAUUCGUGGCGAGAACCUCAACUCCUCCGAAAUCGAUAUGACCUCUCCUAUCGUGACGGGCAUCGCGCAAUCCUCUCAAGGAUCCUUCAGAUCAUACUGGGUCAGCUUCUAUUUGCCAGCCAAGUUUCAAGGUGUCCCUCCACAGCCUGAUCCUGAGCUGAACUUGAAACUCGACGAGCAGAAAGCACAUUGCGUGGCGGUGAGGAAGUUCGCCGGGUUCGCUAGGGAUGAUAACAUCGACGGAGAAAUGGAGGCUCUUGUGGCCAGCUUGGACAAUUACACGUCCGGCAGGAUUGCUAUGGACGACAAGAACGAGUUUGCUGUCGCGCAAUAUAACGCUUCGCAUCAUCUCUCAGGACGCUUAAAUGAAAUUUGGCUUGACGUCGGUACCCCGGUUGCAGAUAAAUGUCAACCUUAAGCAUGUUUGCGUGUACCAUAUGAAUAAGCGUAUGUUAUGGCUAUCUCUGUGCAUUAUGAAUGCCUAUUUGGUGAUUGUAAACGUUGGAAUCCCGCAGCAACUUAAUCGAUGCAUUCGACCAUCUGAUA